Linum trigynum is the source of this 2367-nucleotide messenger RNA. NCBI's taxonomy places the organism in Eukaryota, Viridiplantae, Streptophyta, Magnoliopsida, Malpighiales, Linaceae. The record is from the annotation of a GenBank genome assembly.
AUGCCGCCGGCGACCCAAAAUGGCUCCUCCGCCUCCUCCUCCGGCCGACUCCAGCUCUCCAACAAGUUCCCCUCGACCAGAUCCUUCGCCGACUCGCCCGAGCUUGCCGCCGUCCGGGUCAGCCUCGACCUCGUUUCCGCCGCCCGGCGGAACAUUGGGUUCCUGAGGAAUGUCAGUGAGUCGCUCUGGCUUCACGAGCCCGGUUGUCUCGCUGAAGCCGUAAGAAGGUACGAUGAGCUAUGGAUGCCGUUGGUUUCUGAUUUGAUGAUCAACAAUGUGGGGUCAACGGUUCCGAUGAUUCUUCCUCCUUUUGAUGUCGAGUGGGUCUGGUUCUGCCACUGUUUGAAUCCAGAAAACUACCGGCAAUACUGCGAGCAACGAUUCUCCAAGCUAAUCGGGAAGCCAACGAUCCUCAACUCAGAAAACGAAGAGUACGCCGUAACGAGAUGCAAGAAGCUCUGGCUUCAAAAAUACCCAAACGAGCCAUUCGAGAACGAGUCAACCACCGAGUCACAAGACUCGGCUGUGGUUACAAAUCAUCAAGAUCUGUUGAUGAAGGAGGUAGAGAAGAACAGGGAAAUCUACACGAAGUUCUCGUGGCCGUACAUGUCGGAAAUCGUCUACUUGAUUGCGGCCAAACAGAGGUACAAAGGAUUCCUGUUCCUGUUGCAGAGCGGUUUCAUGGACGGCUGUCGUUCCAAGUUUGUUCCUUGCUUGGAUAUCUUGCUUAUGUGGAUCACACACCAGAGUUACCCAACAGUAUAUGCAGAAGACUUGAAAGAGAUGGAAAGAACUCAUAGUAUGGUCAAAGUAGCUGGAUUGUGGGACAAAGUGGAAGACAAAGAUGUGGAAGAGACCAAAAACCUGUGGGACAAGGUUUUUGACCAACCUUAUGAGAAGGCUGGUGGAGCCAUAAAUGGGUUAGUGAAGCAGCCACCAGUUUAUUGGGAAGUCUCAGAUUUUGAUGUCAACACCAAGUACAAGUCCCUCAUGCCAAGGUUCCUCCUUGAGGCCUGUGUUUUUGUGAGGCUCAGCUCCAGCUCAUCUCACCUUAACAAAACAAAAGACGCCACGACAAGCCACAACUUCCUACGCAUGAUGAUGAUGAGGUGCCACAAGGAGCUGAAAAUAGAUGCUUCACGAUCCAGUUUCCCCCACGAUUCGUGGAGGCAAUUGGGGCCCUCAUUGUACUGCGAGUUUGCCACUAAAGGUCUCGUCCUCGAGCUCCGUAGAAGAGGAGGAAUGUAUUUCAAGACGAGUAAAGCUGUCGAUACAGUCACAUUUCCAUGGAACGAUAUGCUAAGGGCUCCAUCACUUACUUUGGAGAGGUAUAUGGGCAAUGAACUCAGGGUUGUGGCCUCAAUGACGCCACCAGUCCAAGCUCCAUACCUCUUAAAAUGUGUUCCCGAUCGAGUUACCGAUGACUCCGGAGCAAUGAUCUCGGAUGUGAUCCUCAGGAUGAACAAUUACAAGCCUCAAGAAGGCAGGUGGCUCUCCAGGACCGUUCUUGAUCAUGCCGGGAGGGAAUGCUUCGUUGUGAGAAUGAGAGUGGGAGGAGGGUUUUGGAGGCGAGGAGGGGAGACACCUUCCAACGUGAAAUGGGAAGACAGGAUCAUUGAAGUACGUGAAGGCCCUUGGUCUUAUGUUGCUGGUUCCAUCGGUAGAGCACCUGAGAAAUUAGUUGCAACAGCGACACCCAAGGAACCUCCAGAGGGUUGGGAAUCCGGUUGGCAUUUCUCAACGGGGGAUGAGCUUCUCAUCGCCUCCGGGUUGUCAUCUUCAUCGUCAUCAAUCGGUGGCAUUCGGUUUCGCUUCUCGAAUCAAUCAUCUCCUGGCUCAUCGCCAUCAUCAUCAUCAUCAUCGGUGAGACUGCUGAUAGGCAGGCAAAUGCAAUACCGGGCGAGCACCAGCCAAGACGAAGAAGAAGCCCUCGAAUCGGGUUUCCUCACAUUGGUUCGGUACUCGGAGGACGACCCAACGGGGAGAGCUACGGCUCUACUCAACUGGAAGCUCAUGAUCGUGGAGUCGUUGCCCGAAGAAGAUGCAGUUUUGGUCCUCUUGCUCUGCAUAUCCAUCUUGAGGAGUGUGUCUGAGAUCAGGAAGGAAGACGUUGGGAAGUUGUUGAUCAGAAGGAGAGUGAAAGAAGCCAAAGUGGGUACUCGAGACUGGGGUUCGGUCAUGGUUGAUGGUCGUGAUGGUUCGGUCGGUUCGGUUCACCUCCAGCCGUGGUAUUGGAGUGACAAUGCCAAAGCUGUUGUUGAAGGUGGUGAGGAGAGUAGUAGUAGCAGUGUUGGAAGGCAGCCGGUUCUGAGUUACUCGCUGGAGGAAGGUGGGGAUAAGUUGUAUAAGAGAGGGAUCAUAAGCUAA